AUGAGUGAACGAAAUCCUUCCACAACAAGCUUUACAGACUUCAGGGAGAGCAAAGGGCUAGACAACCACAAGGGUCAAAAUAAUUGCUGGCUCAAUGCGACAAUCCAACUUUUAUGGCAUCAAGACGGCUUCCGUGAAAGUCUUCAUCGACUAAAAUCGCGAGGACAUUACAAAUGCAGACGCGAACAAUGUGUUUAUUGUCAAAUUCAAAGAUUACUGAAAAAAUACAUCUAUGAAAACAAUCAGUCGAUUCCACCAGACGAGCUACGAGAAGCGUUGACACAAGUUAAUCAGAGUUUUGUUGCUGGCGAAAUGGGUGAUCCGAUCGAAGCGUAUGAAACUGUUCUCAAAGUUCUCCACGUUCACUUAACUGGCGAAGACAACUCGAAAUCGCCCUGCGAGAAAGAACACUGUCUUGUUCAUCAAAAAUUUCAUCACAAUAUCGUUGAGGAACGAACUUGCGAUAAAUGCUAUGACACCCAGUAUCAAAUAGAGUCAGAGUUGAGUAAAUGGGUCUCUGCUCGUGAUGUUAUAAAUCUUCCGAACUAUACCCCCUUCAUGAAGUUAUUCAAAAACAGUGGCCCUGGAAACGACUGCUCUCGAAAUAAUUGCAUCGGCAAGUACAAUCUUAUCAAACGCCUGGAAAAUGCUGCCGAAAGUUUUGUUAUUUCUGUUGGAUGGGACAGCCAGCGGACACCUCUCAACGAUAUUACAAUAUUUAUCAACAAGGUUCCUUGCAGAAUGAAAAUCGACGACCUUUAUGAUCAAAUUACUGAUGAUUCGUCGAUUGACUCAGAACUUCUUCUAAAUGGAAUUGUUUGUUACUAUGGAAUGCACUACACUGCUUAUAUUUUUCAUACGAAAAUGAAGAAAUGGGUUUACCUUGAUGAUAACAACGUUAACGUUAUAUCCUCCAGCUGGAUUAAUGUUAUGAAUCAUAUGACGAAGAAUUAUCAACAGCCCUGUAUGCUUCUUUAUAGCAAACUUGACAAGUUCAAGAAGCUCAAUCUCGAAAAUGCUCUUCGGAAAGAAGAAACUACUUAUGAUAAUGAUUUCUCUCCUCAAAAAAUUGCAGUUGCUGAUGAUUUCACCAAUAGGGCAAUGAAAGAAAAAGAAGAUCAAGAACUAAAAGACGCUGCAUUUGCCAAACAGCUUAUGGAAGAAGAAGAAAAACGGUUAAAAGAAUUUGAGAUGCAACAAAAACUCGAAGCGGAACGAAAACACCAAGAAGCCAUCGAGAGGCAAAGAAGACAGCUAGAAAUAGAAAGGCAAGAAGCCGAAAAACUUCGACUAAAACAAGAAGAAGAGAGGAUAAAAAAAAUCAGAGAGCAAGAGAUAGAACUUAAGAGAUAUGAGCAAGAGAAAAAACGAAAAGAUGAAGCAGAAAGGCAACGUUUAGCGGAGGAAGAGAGGAAGAGACGACUCGUCGAGGAAGAGAACAAGAGACGACUUGCCGAGGUGGAAAGAAGGGAGAAAGAGAAAAAAGAGGUAGAAGAAAUAAUGCGCAGAGCAAAACAAAAGGAGGAGGACGACAAGAGACGACAAGAGGCCGAGGACAGAGAUCGGAAGGAAAAAUUGAAGAAAGCAGAGUGGGAACGACUAGAAUAUCAACGACGAUUGGGAGUCGCUGGAAGCUAUUCAGGGUCACAAAACCGAUGGAUAAUAAUCAUAUAG
Molecule: messenger RNA, 1674 nt
Organism: Oikopleura dioica
Lineage: Eukaryota; Metazoa; Chordata; Appendicularia; Copelata; Oikopleuridae
Source: the annotation of a GenBank genome assembly